Molecule: messenger RNA, 1659 nt
Organism: Glycine soja
Lineage: Eukaryota; Viridiplantae; Streptophyta; Magnoliopsida; Fabales; Fabaceae
Product: APO protein 4, mitochondrial-like
Exons: 2
Coding region: 280-1287 (335 amino acids)
Molecular function (GO): RNA binding
Source: RefSeq, a predicted model, not a curated record
AUAAUUCUUUUUCAUAUAUACUUGCAUGUUUCAAAAUUAUUUAUCCUAAGAUGACGAAAUAAAGAUGUGUAGUCUUAUAGUCAAAUGUUUUGUCGCCUGCAUAACAAUUUCCCAAGCGUAUGCUAAUUGUUACAUCUGAUCCGCAAUACGGCUAUUCCAUCUGCUUCAAUCCGCUGACAAAGAAGAAACGAUCCGCAACACUGGGUUCGGCAUGACAUCCAAGUGUUCGAUGAAAUGCCCGUUUGAAAAUAAUUUGUGUUUUUUUCCAUUGUAGAUUGAAUGGAGAGCCUGAGAAAGAUGAUGCGGUAUGGUGUUCUGUGCUCCGGGAACCCUCGGCGUUUGUACGCCACGAAAGUGGACCUGAAAAAGCUCCGGCCGAUGAUUCUGAAGAGAAUCGAGAAACGGGCACAUACUUACCCGGUUCGCGGCAUGGUUCCGGUUGCCAAUGAGGUCCUCCAAGUCAGGAAUGAUCUCAUCCAUGGCGUUUCCACCCUUCUUAACUUCCUUCCUCUCAUGGCUUGCAAAUUCUGUCCAGAGAUAUAUAUUGGUGAGCAGGGGCAUUUGAUUCAAACUUGCUCGGGUUACAAGCAUCGUGCCAAGAACCGGGUUCAUGAAUGGAUCAAAGGUGGUUUGAAUGAUAUACUUGUCCCUGUUGAAACAUUUCACCUGGACAACAUGUUUCAAAGUGUUAUUAGGCACAAUGAAAGGUUUGACUUUGAUCGCAUCCCUGCUGUUGUUGAGCUAUGCUGGCAAGCAGGGGCUGAUUUCCAUGAUGAAAACCUUAAUUCAAGUAGUUGGAACUUGGAAGCUGACAAUGGAAGUGUUCCAGAAACCGAGUCUUUGUCACCAAAUGAUCUUACCUCUAUAGCUAAUAAAACAUUAACUGCUUGGGAGACUCUUAGGUCUGGGGUGGAGAAGUUGUUGUUGGUUUAUCCAGUAAAAGUUUGUAAAUAUUGUUCUGAGGUUCAUGUUGGGCCAUCAGGCCAUAAAGCUAGACUCUGUGGGGUGUUCAAGUAUGAGAGCUGGAAAGGUGCUCACUUUUGGAUGAAAGCUAAUGUGGAUAAUUUAGUGCCCCCAAAGAUUGUAUGGAGGCGAAGGCCUCAAGAUCCUCCUGUCCUUUUGAAUGAAGGGAGAGGCUUUUAUGGGCGUGUUCCAGCUGUGUUGGAUCUGUGCUCAAAAGCUGGUGCUGUUGUGCCUGCAAAGUAUAAUUGUAUGAUGAAGGUGCAAGGUUUGUCUUGUCAGGUCAAUAAUAAUUUUUUUGGGAUCACAAGAGAAUCAAACUCUUGAGAGCAACAGUAAGUUGAAUUACAGGUCUGAUCGGAACGAGGCACCCAAUCAGGGAUAGUUUGGGGGGAAAAUCUGACAUGUCCUUACUUUAGGCUGCAAUUUUUUGCAUAAUUAUAAGUGUUAAUUAUCUGCUUUUGAACUGCAUUACGUGGCUCCUUUAUCUUUAUCUUCUAUUGUUUUAGUUUCUGUUUUAGUCAAUCAGUGGUUCCUACACUUUAGGAGCAAGUUAGGUUGUUAUCCACAGAUUGCUAAAAUCUUGGUAACGUGAUAGUUUUCUGUUUUAUUUGAAUUAUGAUAAAUGUACUGCUGCUAAUGAAUCAAAAUGAUCAUUCCGUUCCUUCUUCAAAUAUUCAAUGCAUUCCUCUCUGCUUU